UUAAAGAAACCUUGAAAUAAUGUGUAUUAUUUCUAGCGGAAAACCAGUAUAAGUAUCAACAUCAAAGCAUGUACACUGGGACAACCCAACAAAUUUACCAGUUGCUAUUCUGUAUUCAUUGCGAUAUGAUGGUCAAUUCAUUAAUAAUAUAAUAAAUAUUAUUAAUUGACCUUAAAAAUAGCUAAUUUAUAUAUCAAUUUAAGCAAAAUGAUUGUUAAAUUUAAAAUAUACGCUUUUUUGUUUGCGUCUUAUAUUUAUUGUGAUUUUAAACUAGCAUUUUGCUAUGAAAACUUACUACAAUUAAAUGAAGGAGAAGUGUGUAAAGAAUAUAAAGAUACUAGUUUAAGCUAUAUUUGUCAAAAACAUGGAGAUUGUGUAAUAGCUCAAAAUAUUAGUGUCCAUCAUCGUAAAAAUCUUCGUUUAUGCUCAUUUAUUGGAUUAGAACCAGUGGUAUGCUGUCCACCAAGUGUUAGUAGUGCAAGUGAUAAUUAUAAUUUAAUUCGACAAAAUAAGACAAAAUCAUAUUCAAAGGCUUCUGAAAUGUGCUUGCAGUAUUCAAAACUAUUUAAAAGCUAUGGUAGGACUGAUACAAUAGAUGACAAUAACAUGAAUAAUGGCGAUAAAGUUGAUAUAAUUGGAGGAACUAAGGCUAAACCUAAAGAAUUUCCUCAUAUCGCUCUUGUAGGAUAUGGAAGCUCUUUAAAAAAUGUUUAUUGGCUUUGUGGAGGCACACUAAUUAGCAAUAGAUGGAUUCUUACAGCAGCCCAUUGUGAAAAUUCUCUAGCAUUAGGUAUAGCUCGUUGGAUUCGCCUUGGAGAACUUAAUCAAGCUUCAAAUACUGAUGAUGCAAAGCCAGUUGAUUAUGAAAUAAGUGAAAGAAUUUUACAUCAUAAAUACGAUAAAUCAAAGUCACAUUACAAUGAUAUAGGACUUUUUCGCUUAAAUAAAGAUGUCAUAUUUUCAGAAUAUAUUUUACCAAUAUGUAUUAAUACAGACCCAAAUAUUCAACCAUUUGAAGUGAUGGCUAUUGGCUGGGGACAAACUGAAAAUGGUGGACCUUUUAGCGACGAUUUAUUAAAAGUGACACUAAAUUCAGUUUCAACUGAUAAUUGUAAUAAAAGUUACAACUCAGGUUUGUCUAAAUUAUCUAAUGGAAUACUACACGAAAGUCAAAUGUGUGCUGGUUCAGAUGAAGAUGGAAAAGACUCUUGUCAGGGUGAUUCAGGUGGUCCACUACAAAUAAAACACCCUACAUUUGACUAUGGAAUGUAUUUACAAAUAGGAAUUACUUCGUUUGGAAAGAUUUGUGGUUUUCACGAAUCCCCUGGGGUUUACACCAGAGUUUCUAAUUUUAUAUCUUGGAUUGAACCAAUUGUAUGGCCUAAUUAAAAACGCAUAGAUCUAGGUUUUUUUUAAAUAUUAUUAAUAUUUAUUUCUAAAAUUAUUUAACUAAUAUUUAUACAGUUAAACAAUGAAAAUGGAAAAAAAUAUAAUUAUAAUCAAUAACAAUUGGUUUUAUA
This is a messenger RNA of Daktulosphaira vitifoliae (grape phylloxera), 1520 nucleotides long. Its product is annotated as venom protease-like. Gene Ontology annotation, biological process: proteolysis. The coding region runs from base 208 to 1389 and encodes 393 amino acids. The record is from RefSeq and is a predicted model, not a curated record. Gene Ontology annotation, molecular function: serine-type endopeptidase activity. The transcript has 7 exons. NCBI's taxonomy places the organism in Eukaryota, Metazoa, Arthropoda, Insecta, Hemiptera, Phylloxeridae.